Messenger RNA from Amaranthus tricolor (Joseph's coat), 1859 nucleotides. RefSeq names its product zinc finger CCCH domain-containing protein 67. The record is from RefSeq and is a predicted model, not a curated record. The coding region runs from base 145 to 1602 and encodes 485 amino acids. Lineage: Eukaryota; Viridiplantae; Streptophyta; Magnoliopsida; Caryophyllales; Amaranthaceae. Gene Ontology annotation, molecular function: metal ion binding; mRNA binding. The transcript is spliced from 6 exons.
AACAGUAUUAAACCAUUACACUGGUGCUGCUGCUGCUACUACUACUACCAAUAUCUAUACUUGUGUGCACUUUUUCCCUUUUUUUUCAACAAACCACCUCAAAAAUUCCCUUUUCUAGGGUUUUGAAAUGUUAGAGAAACAACAAUGGAGUUAGGGUUACAAUCUUCAUCUCCUUCUUCGAUUACCUGUCCUUUAGGUCUUUCCAUUCAUCAAAAUAAUUUGCAAAUUACCUCUGUAGAAUCUGAUUCUCCUUCUUCUCCUUCACUUGAUCAUGAUCAUCACCAAUCUUCCGAGUCUGUUGGUGGCGAACUAACUUCUCUUUCGAUUCACGAUACCAAAGUUGAAGCUGACGAUAAUGGUGAAGGUGAUUGCGAUCGUCGCUCCGAGGAUAGAGAAGAUGAAAAUAACGAAGAAGAAAAAGGGGAAAUAGAGGAUGAAAGCAAAAAUGAGGAGAGAGAAAACGGAGUUGAGGAAGAAGGUAACGGGGAAAUUGAGAAUGUGAUUAAAAAUGAGGAGAGAGAAAAAGAUUUGAGUCGUAGGAAAAGUAAUAAUAAUACUAGCAGGUUUCCUUUGAGACCCGAUGCUGAAGAUUGUUCCUUUUUUGUCCGUAAUGGGACUUGCAAAUUUGGAAUGAAUUGCAAGUUUAAUCACCCUUCCAAUCAUAGGAAAUAUCAGGGUGUUAAGGUGAAGGUGAAGGAAGAAUCUGCUGAAUCUGCUUCACAGAAGGUGAAGGAAAACGAUGAAUCUUUGCAAAAAGAACAGAUUGAUUGCAAGUACUUUGAUCGUCCUGGUGGGUGUAAGUUUGGGAAAGCUUGUAAAUUUAAUCACAGCAGGAAAACAAAUUCCACCUUCACGCUUAAUUUUAUGGGUUUGCCGAUUCGUCCGGGAGAGAAAGAAUGCCCUUUUUACAUGCGUAAUGGCUCAUGCAAGUUUGCAGCUAACUGUAGGUUUAACCAUCCUGACCCGACAUCUAUUGGAGGACCUGAUGCCUUGCCCAAAUAUGGUAAUGGAGGAUCUGUCUAUUCGCCCAAUGCCUCACAAUCGAAUAAGCCAUCCUGGUCUCCUCCUCCUGCUUUGAAUGAAAGCCCUCCUUAUGUAUCUAUUAUAUUUCCGCCUACUCAAGGUGUUCCUAUGCAGCCAGAAUGGAAUGCUUACCAGGCUCAGGUAUAUCAACCUCAGAGGAGUAUGCACCUGCCACCAACGUAUACAAUGAAUAAUCAGCUUCCUGAGAGGCCAGAGCAGAUGCUGGGUGAUGAUUUUCCAGAAAGGCCUGGCCAACCUGAAUGCAGUUACUUCGUAAAAAAUGGGAAUUGUAAAUACAAAUCUGCAUGUAAAUUCCACCAUCCCAAACGUGUGAUGGCUGUGUCACCUUCGUGUCAUCUCAGUGACUUGGGCUUGCCUCUAAGACCUGGUGAAAAUGUUUGCAGUUAUUACAGUCGAUAUGGAAUUUGCAAGUAUGGACCUGCAUGUAAAUAUGACCAUCCAAUAAACCAUGUUCAUUCACCAGAUCUGAGUGUCUCAGAGGCAGAGGUAGAUCAGACUCCUGUUAUAGGUGAUUCUAGGGUCAACAACCAAGCUAUCGCCAUGGCAGCCAGUAGCUAGCGUCUCUAAAUCUUCAGUCGGUAGCAAACAUUUUUAAAAAUGCCAUGUAAAUUACAAGCUGUAAUGACAUGUUUCUGGUUAGAGAGAUUUUAUGAAAACUUUUGCUGUUAUCAAGUGCUGGUUGAGCUUGUUCAGAAGGCUGUCUAAUUUAAUAUUUUCUUGAUGGCAAUCUGUAAAUUAUUAUUCCAGAUUAUAGUAUGUAAAAUAUUAACCUGAAAUUUUCAUUUAUGGGAACUUUAUGUUUAGAGUUUUGACCU